UUGAGUGGCGAGCUGACUACCAUUAUGUUCGACCUAAAAUUUCUGUGGGUGCUUCUCUUGCAGGUCUUGCGCGCAACAACAGAAAGCGUUGUCGACUGCCCACCAAAAACGGCUGAUACUCUACCUGUUAAAAACUGCAAUUUUUAUUGUGGCCAGCAUUCAAACGGUGUUUGGAGGAUGGGAUACUACGUUAAUGGGACUGAGUGUGUCUACAGUUACGAAGAAGGAAACGGAAUUUGCGCCCAGCUAGAAGGAUCCGCUGGUUGUCAUUCGCCCAACGACGAUGACGUUAAAGCGUUCCUGCACAAACAUUUUGAUACAUCGCAGAAGAAGCGUUCCAAAAAAGAAAGUAAGAAGAGUUCCAAUUGUGGCAAGGGACCUAAGCAAAAGAAACAGAAGAGCCCGAAAGAUAGUUCAAAAAAGACUAAGAAGGUUAAAAAAGACAAGAAAAAGUUCAAGAAGAAUUCGUAGCCGGAU
This is a messenger RNA of Dermacentor silvarum, 477 nucleotides long. RefSeq lists its product as uncharacterized. The transcript has 4 exons. NCBI's taxonomy places the organism in Eukaryota, Metazoa, Arthropoda, Arachnida, Ixodida, Ixodidae. The record is from RefSeq and is a predicted model, not a curated record. The coding region runs from base 25 to 471 and encodes 148 amino acids.